AUGAAAACUAAAGAGGUAUGGAGAUACACAAUAGAUAAGCCAACAGAAGGGAAUUAGAAUCUAACAAAUCAAGUAUUUGCUUGUGCUUUUUUAAAAGGUAAAGAUUCUGAGUGAAUUGAAUAGACGGAGAUGUUGUAGUGGCGGCAGUGGGGAAUGCUUUACUUUUAUUUGAUACAUAAAAAUCAGAGAUGUUAAGACAACCAUUAAGAGGAUAACAUAAAGAUACAAUAACAUGUUUGGCGGCAUCUAAGGAUGGAAAUAAAAUGGUAUCAGGAAGUGCGGAUAAAACAGUUAUUGUUUGGGGAUUCAAUAUGGGAAGAGGUGAAAAAAUGUUAGAUGCAGAGAAAUAUUUUUCACAUAGUGAUGGAAUAUAAUGUGUUGCAAUAAGUCCAUUAAUGUAUCAGAUAUUCACAGGUUCAAAUUAAGAAUAUUCAUUAUGGAUUCCUGGAAUGAAUAAUAUUGAGAGAUAAAAGUAUAAGGAGAAAAUCAUAUGUGCAGCAUGGAGUGCAGAUGGUUAGUAUGUAUCAUUUGGAACAAUGAAUGGUAUGAAUGAAUAAUUUUGAGAUUAGGACUGGUUGUGAUUACAGAUAGAUAGGCAAAUUAAUUAAAGGAGAUUUAAACAUAGAAGGGUGGACCAGUAUGGUGUAUGGAAUGGACUCCAAUAACAUCAGAAUAUUAGUAAUCCUAAUUAACAGUUGGAGUCUGGACGAAUUCAUUAUAUUAAUUUGACUUUAAUGGAUAAUAAAUAGGAUAGAGAAUUGAAUUACCUUUUGAUCCUUUAUAAUUAAAUUACUAAUAUAAUGGAGAAUAUUUGGCAAUAGCAGGAAAUAAUAAUAAAAUAAAUCUAUAUACAAGAGAAGGGGGAUUCUUAAUGGAAGCCUGUUCUCUAAAUGAUUGGAUUUGGUGUACAAAAAUUAAACCAAAAUCAACUACGAUAGUUUGUGGAACGAAUGAUGGGGAGAUUGUAGUUUAAGAACUUGUAUCAGAUAAUGUUAGUUCAUUAUAUGAUGAGAGAUUAAUUUAAAGAGAAUAAUUAACAGAUGCAAUAAUAUUAUCAAUGGUAUCAAAUUAGAAAGCUAGAAUCAAAUGUAAAGAAUUAGUAAAGAGAGUUGCUAUUUUUAAAGAUAAAGUGGCUAUUCUUUGUGGAAUCAAAGUCAUAAUUUAUACUUGUAUAAUAAAAGGUGAUGAUUAUAUGAAAUAUAAAUAAUUCAAGAAAUUUCAAAAGAGAGUGGAUUAUGAUCAUUUCUAAUUAGCAUCAUCCAAUGUAUUAAUUGGAGGAGGGUAAAAACUUAUAGCAUUUAAUUUUAAUGGAGAUAUGGAUAAAACAUGGAGUUUUGAAUCUAAUAUUACAGUAGUAUCUUGUUAAGGUGGACCACCUAAAAGAGAGCUGGUAUUAAUUGGUUUAGAGAAUGGAGGUAUAUACAAAAUAUAUUUGGAUAAUUCAUUCCCCAUUUAGAUUCAUAAAGUUAAUACACCAAUAAAACAUUUAACAAUGUCUCUAUCGAAACGAAAAUUAGCAUUAAUAGAUGGAAAUUAAAAUUUAUAGGUUUUAGAUACAAUAAGUAAAGAGAUAUUAUUUGGAGAGAUGAGUGUUGAAGGCGUUGCAUUUAAUUAGGAAUUUGAAGAUUUGAUAGCAUAUUCUGGAAAAGGUUUAUUAUUUUUUAAAUGUAUUACUUUCCCUGCUUUGAAUUAAAAGAUUAGUGGAAAUGUGAUAGGAUUUAAAGGAUGCAAAUUAUUCUUAUAAAAUGGUGAUAAAGUUUAAACAAUUGACAUUUAAUAGACAGCGAAUAUGUAAAGAUAUUUGGAGAAGAAAGAUUUUCAGAAUGCUUUGAAGAUAGCAUGUUUAGGUGUAACAGAAUAAGAUUUAAGAGCAUUAGGAAUAGAAGCUUUGAUAGGAGGAGAAUUUGAGAUAGCUAGAAGAGUAUAAAUAGUAUAAUAAUAAUGAUUAGUGUUNUAUCAUUUGGAACAAUGAAUGGUAUGAAUGAAUAAUUUUGAGAUUAGGACUGGUUGUGAUUACAGAUAGAUAGGCAAAUUAAUUAAAGGAGAUUUAAACAUAGAAGGGUGGACCAGUAUGGUGUAUGGAAUGGACUCCAAUAACAUCAGAAUAUUAGUAAUCCUAAUUAACAGUUGGAGUCUGGACGAAUUCAUUAUAUUAAUUUGACUUUAAUGGAUAAUAAAUAGGAUAGAGAAUUGAAUUACCUUUUGAUCCUUUAUAAUUAAAUUACUAAUAUAAUGGAGAAUAUUUGGCAAUAGCAGGAAAUAAUAAUAAAAUAAAUCUAUAUACAAGAGAAGGGGGAUUCUUAAUGGAAGCCUGUUCUCUAAAUGAUUGGAUUUGGUGUACAAAAAUUAAACCAAAAUCAACUACGAUAGUUUGUGGAACGAAUGAUGGGGAGAUUGUAGUUUAAGAACUUGUAUCAGAUAAUGUUAGUUCAUUAUAUGAUGAGAGAUUAAUUUAAAGAGAAUAAUUAACAGAUGCAAUAAUAUUAUCAAUGGUAUCAAAUUAGAAAGCUAGAAUCAAAUGUAAAGAAUUAGUAAAGAGAGUUGCUAUUUUUAAAGAUAAAGUGGCUAUUCUUUGUGGAAUCAAAGUCAUAAUUUAUACUUGUAUAAUAAAAGGUGAUGAUUAUAUGAAAUAUAAAUAAUUCAAGAAAUUUCAAAAGAGAGUGGAUUAUGAUCAUUUCUAAUUAGCAUCAUCCAAUGUAUUAAUUGGAGGAGGGUAAAAACUUAUAGCAUUUAAUUUUAAUGGAGAUAUGGAUAAAACAUGGAGUUUUGAAUCUAAUAUUACAGUAGUAUCUUGUUAAGGUGGACCACCUAAAAGAGAGCUGGUAUUAAUUGGUUUAGAGAAUGGAGGUAUAUACAAAAUAUAUUUGGAUAAUUCAUUCCCCAUUUAGAUUCAUAAAGUUAAUACACCAAUAAAACAUUUAACAAUGUCUCUAUCGAAACGAAAAUUAGCAUUAAUAGAUGGAAAUUAAAAUUUAUAGGUUUUAGAUACAAUAAGUAAAGAGAUAUUAUUUGGAGAGAUGAGUGUUGAAGGCGUUGCAUUUAAUUAGGAAUUUGAAGAUUUGAUAGCAUAUUCUGGAAAAGGUUUAUUAUUUUUUAAAUGUAUUACUUUCCCUGCUUUGAAUUAAAAGAUUAGUGGAAAUGUGAUAGGAUUUAAAGGAUGCAAAUUAUUCUUAUAAAAUGGUGAUAAAGUUUAAACAAUUGACAUUUAAUAGACAGCGAAUAUGUAAAGAUAUUUGGAGAAGAAAGAUUUUCAGAAUGCUUUGAAGAUAGCAUGUUUAGGUGUAACAGAAUAAGAUUUAAGAGCAUUAGGAAUAGAAGCUUUGAUAGGAGGAGAAUUUGAGAUAGCUAGAAGAGUAUAAAUAGUAUAAUAAUAAUGAUUAGUGUUUUUUAAGAAAUAAGGAUUAUUAAUUUAUAGAUUUGUUAUUGAAAUAUGAGAAGAGGAAUUUAGAUGCAUAGACAUUAAAUGAAUUAAAUGCAGAAGCAUUAGCAUAUUAAGGUAGAUUUAUGGAUGCUGGUAAUUUAUUAAUAAAGGUUGGUUAAGCAGAUAGAGCAGUUCAAUUAUUUAAAGAGCUUAGAAGAUGGGAUGAUGCUAUAAGUAAAUAAUUAAAUAGAAAUAGAUUUUGCAAAGAAAGGAGAUGUUGCUUAUAGAGCAGUAACAUCAGGAGGUAGAACUGGUACUGGUAUUAGAGUUCCAACAUCUUAGGGAAGAACAGGAACUGGUAGAGGUUAAGCAGUUAUGCCAUAACCAUAAGAUAUAGCACCACCUAAAAUAGAAAUGAAUAUGUUGUUAAGAGAAUAAGCAGAAUGGACUAAAGAAUCUGGAGAUUGGAAAGCUGCAGCUGAUUUAUUUGUUACUUGUGCAGAAUAUAAAAAAGCUAUUGAAUUAUAUGGAUAAAAUAAAUAUUUAGAAGGCUUAAUUAAUGUUUGCAGAAUGCUCGAUAAAUAAGAAAAUUCAGAUAAUAUUGUUCUAUGUGCUAAUUAUUUUAAAAAACUUAAACAUCAUGGAGGAGCGAAAGAAGCUUAUCUUAAAUUAAAUGAUCUAAAGAAUCUUAUGAUUUUACAUGUUGAAUUCUAAAAAUGGUAAGAAGCAUUCUAAAUUGGAAGAUCCAAUAAAGAAUUACUCUAAAUUGCUAAAGUACCUUAUGCUGAUUAUUUAUUACUUAAUGAUCGUUAUGAAGAUGCAUUAAAAGCAUAUAAAAGUGCUGGUAGAUUUGAUAUUACUAUGAAAAUGACCAAAGAUAUGGCUAAAAAUUGUAUUGAAGAAUAAAGAUAUCAUGAUGCUAGUCAAUAUUUAUGGAAUCUAGCCAUUGAUUGUUUAUCUUAAAUUUAAGAUUAUUAAAAUCCUUUAGGAGAUGAUGUUAAAGCUAUUACCUAAUACAAAGAUUAUAGUGAUCUUGCUGAUGUUUAUUAUGCAUAUCAAAAAAUACAUAGUUUUAUUUGUGAACCAUUUUAACCACUAUCUCGAGAAUCAUAUUUCUUAUAAAUUAUGAAUUCUGCUAGAUUCAUUAUAUCUAAAUGGAAAAGUGUCUAUUAAGGAAUUAAAAUGAGUUAUGUCUAUUAUGCUUUAGCUAAAUGUGCUUCCUAACUUAUGUGCUAUAAAACUGCACGCAUAUGCUAUGAAAAAUUAAAUGUAAUAAUUCAUAUCAAUAUUAUUAUUUAGUCAUUUAAAAUACCUCCUGAAUGGAGUGAAGAAAUUGAUCUUUAAUCCUUGUUAGUUAGAUCUAAACCUUAUACUGAUGAUGAAUCUAAAUUACCUCUAUGUAUGAGAUGUUAAACUUACAAUCUCAUCAUCAAUUCCACUGAUAAACUAUCACUUUGUAAUGCUUGCUUACAUCCCAUCUUUUCUUCUUUCAUUAGCUUUUCUACUCUACCACUUGUAGAAUUUAAAAUUGAUAAUUCACUCUCCAAAGAAGAUGUUGAAAGACUACUCAAUACAGAAAAAGUAUCCAUUAAUAAAAGACCAGGAUAAUUAUUUUAAGAUAAAAUCAAUGAAAUUAUUUAACAAUAACAAACUUCACAAGAUCAAUAUUUAGUUGUUGAAUUAGAUGAACCUACUCUUUAGUCUCUCUCACCAGAAGAAGUCUUAAUUGUAGAUUAUCGAUAAUAUUGCAAUACUAUUGAUGUCAAAUAUUAUAAAAACAUGAUCGGAGAAUAACCUAUUCAUGUCUGUCCUGAUUGUGGAAGAUUUUUCUAUAUUGAUGAACACGAGUUUGAAUAUGUUUAAAAACGCUGUUGUCCAUUCUGUAAAAUUUCAGACAAAAAAAUACCUUAAAAAGAUGUCUUCGAUAUUUGA
Messenger RNA from Paramecium sonneborni, 5293 nucleotides. The record is from the annotation of a GenBank genome assembly. NCBI's taxonomy places the organism in Eukaryota, Ciliophora, Oligohymenophorea, Peniculida, Parameciidae.